Quercus lobata is the source of this 696-nucleotide messenger RNA. Its product is annotated as golgin candidate 6-like. Bases 1 to 696 code for a protein of 231 amino acids. Gene Ontology annotation, biological process: intracellular protein transport; membrane fusion; endoplasmic reticulum to Golgi vesicle-mediated transport. Gene Ontology annotation, cellular component: endoplasmic reticulum; Golgi stack; ER to Golgi transport vesicle membrane. Lineage: Eukaryota; Viridiplantae; Streptophyta; Magnoliopsida; Fagales; Fagaceae. The transcript is spliced from 7 exons. The record is from RefSeq and is a predicted model, not a curated record.
AUGUCUACUGGCCCUUCAUCAGCCAUCACCCCACCCCAUGUUCAUGUUGAGGAAGCUGGUGGGUUACCUGUUCAACAAGAAGGUCGACCGAAACGCAUAUCAAAGGCACCUCCUUGUGGGACAGGAGGGCACAAACAUGGACACAACGCUGGGCCCGAGGCAUCUGACGAAGGACAUGCAAGACCUCCUCCUUAUUAUACGAGACGGCAUAAGGUUAUUCGAAAUGAGGCCUUACUGUUGCUUACUUAUUUGACCCGUGAAGCUGAGGAGAUUCAAAAAAUUGUGGUCUUUGAAGGUGCAUUUGAGAAGAUUUUCAGCAUCAUUAAAGAGGAAGGAGGUUCAGAAGGUGGUGUUGUUGUGCAAGACUGUCUUCAAUUGUUGAACAACCUUCUCCGAACUAAUGCAUCUAAUCAGAUACUACUGAGAGAGACUAUGGGAUUUGACCCCGUAAUAUCAAUUCUGAAGCUACGGGGAAGUACUUACAGUUUCACCCAACAAAAGACAAUUAAUCUACUCAGUGCAAUAGAAACCAUUAAUUUGUUAAUGAUGGGAGGUACAGAGGCUGAUCCUGGAAAAGAUGCAAAUAAGCUAACAAAUAAAGCAACACUGGUUCAGAAAAAAGUAUUGGAUCAUCUUCUUUUGUUGGGUGUUGAAAGCCAGUGGGCACUAGUAGCUGUCCGUUGCGCGGUAAGAUGA